Benincasa hispida (wax gourd) is the source of this 5604-nucleotide messenger RNA. RefSeq lists its product as uncharacterized. Gene Ontology annotation, molecular function: protein binding. Lineage: Eukaryota; Viridiplantae; Streptophyta; Magnoliopsida; Cucurbitales; Cucurbitaceae. The record is from RefSeq and is a predicted model, not a curated record.
UUUCUUUCUUCUUCCUUCAUCUCUACCGUUACCAUUGGGUCGUCGGCAGCCCUUUCACUCUCUAUUGCAACCUCACGUCGUUCCACAAUGUUCCAUCUCGAGGUCGACUUCCAGAGAUGGGCGUUUUCUCUACACAAUCCCUCAACCCCUGCAGUUCCGAGGCUUUCACUUCGUAGCUAAGGUGUAGUAGAAGCUUCUUUAACUUCGAAGUUACCCAUUUUGUCUUAUCGCUUAAUUUUUAGACCUCCAGAAAGUUGGAAAUUAGCCUCCUUGAGCUGUUUGAAUUCAAGUUCAACUUAGUCAUUCAUGGGUAUUUGUCCAUGUUCGAAAAUAUGUUCAUCUGAGUUGCUUUUGCUCGACAAUCGAGUUCACUACCAUCUCUUUUCAAGAAGAGUGUGCUAUUCUUCCUUGUCUGUGUUGUUGGUGGAAGACCUUGUGUUUGAUGAAAGUCCAGUAGCUCAAAUUAAAGUGCUUCCUGAAGAAAACUUCAAAAGAAAUCGUUCAAUUGUUAGGAGGAAGGGGAAGCUCUUUCCUAUAGUUGUUCGGGUACUAAAAUCUUUGAACUGGAGGGUUGCGAGGCAGAUAAGAUUCUCAACAGCCGUGAAACGUUAUGGGUAUUUGAACUCUCUAUGUGCAUUUAGAAUUAUGGUUCAUGUAUUUGCAUUGGCGGAAAUGCAGAUGGAAGUCUACUCUCUUCUUAGAGAUAUUGUUUCCAACACUAGGAAGGCUGAGCAAGAUUUAUCUGCAUUGCUCCCAUUUCUUAUGGACUCAAAUUAUGCUGUGGAAAAGUCAAGUAUCGUGAUUGACUUGCUUAUAAAAGUUUUUUCUGGAAAUUCAAUGGUUGAGAAUGCUGUGGAAGUGUUUAUUCAAGCCAAGAAAAUGAGAAUUAAGCCAGAUAUUUCGUCAUGCAAUUUUUUGCUCAAGUGCUUGGCUGAAGCAAACAGAGAAGAUUUGGCGAGAUAUUUGUUUGAGGAUUUGAAGGCUUCUGGCCCAAAUCCUACUGUAUAUACCUACACAAUUAUGAUGAACUUCUUUUGCCAAGGAUUAAAUGGGCGUGAUGUCAACAUUAAAGAAGCAACCUUUUUCCUAGAGGAAUUAAUGAGGAGUGGUGAGAAACCAACUGUUGUAACGUACAGCAUUUACAUCCAUGCACUUUGUAAAGUUGUUUCUGGUCAGACUGCUUUAGACUUCAUUCAAGAUCUGAGACUCAAGAACCAACCUCUUAAUGCUUAUUGUUAUAAUCCAAUUCUUCAUAAAUUUUGUCAAGAGGGUAAGCCAGAGGAAGCUUUGAAGGUUUUGCAGGAAAUGAGGAGUUAUGGAAUACUACCAGAUGCAUAUAGUUAUAGUAUUUUGGUUGAUGGGUUCUGCAAGAGAGGAGAAAAUAAUAAAGGUCUCGAUCUGAUUGAGGACAUGGAACUUUGUCAACUAAAACCAUCCCUAGUCAGCUAUUCGUCUCUGAUUUAUGGUCUUUGUAAGAGCGGAUUGAUGGAUCUCUCCCUAGAUAUUUUUCGUAACCUUCAGAAACUUGGUUACAAAUAUGACUUGAUUGUUUAUGACAUUUUGAUUGGAGGAUUUUGUUUACACGGUAAUAUGGAGUAUGCUGACAAACUUUUGGGUGAGAUGUUAGACGAUUUAUGUCCUGAUGCUUUUAAUUUUAGUGGAAAGAUUUGUUGGCUUUGCAAGAUGGGACGCUUUGAUAAAGCCACAGGACUUCUCAAUCUCAUGGUAAAAUACUGUGGUUUGGCUGAUACGAGGACUUGCAAUUUUAUUGUUCAUGGGUACUGCAGAGAAGGGAACUUAGAGGAGGCCCUGAAAUUUAUGAUUUAUAUGAAAGAUCACGAUAUUAUGCCUAACUCAUACACCUUCAAUAUAAUCAUGAAGAGAUUAUGUGAGGAAGGAAGACCAGAAAAGGUGUGGGAGCUUUUCCCUGUAAUGCUAAAGUUGAAUAUAUUUCCAGGGUUGGUACAUUAUAAUACUCUUAUUGAUGGUUUUGCAAAGCAUUCUAACAUGAAAAAGGCAUUAAUGCUGUAUGAAAGAAUGGAAAGACUAGGAGUUCCACCCAACACUGUCACUUCUACUAUUAUUAUUAAUAUGUUGUGCCAGAGGAAUGAAACAUAUUGGGCAUAUAAAUUAUUUAAGAAAUUGAUUGUAGAAGGUACAAGUCCAGAUAAGAUUCUGUACACGUCUAUGAUAGCUGGAUUUAGUGGAACGGGAGACAUGAAGAAGGCAUGUGCUUUGUUUAAUAAAAUGUCCAAUGAAGGAUGUUCACCUACUGUUGUUACUUAUACUUGUUUAAUUGAUGGAUUCCUCAAGUUAAAACGCUUGGAUCUUGCAAGUUUUUUGGUUGAUGAUAUGAAGAGAAAUAAUCUUACACCAGAUGUGAUAAUUUACACGGUUCUUAUUGUUGGGUUCCUUAGACUUGGAAUGAUUGAAAAAGCAUAUGAACUGGUUAAUGAAGUGAGAGCAGAUGGUAUAAUUUCAGAAGAUGUUACAUUUCAAGGGCUGGCUUCUAGCAUUGUUAAUCAGAAGUUGGAGAGAUGAGAAAAUGCUUUGACUGUGGCUUACUUGAAGAAGAGUCCUACCAGUUGGAUGAAGAAGGAUUUCAUGGAAAUGUUUCUCAUAGAAGUCCUGUGCAUUUCCCGAGAGAAGAGGAACUAAUGCUAUCUACAUCCAAAGACAGAACACAAGUCGGUAGCAAUUGGCACACAAGUAAAGUUCUACUCGUGUGGAUUGAUUGAGAGAUUCUAAAUGUAGAUUGUAGAAAAUGCCUGCACUUGUCAAGGAUAAUCUUGCUCAUUUGGAGGGACCGCUCAAACAAAUGAAAGAUUGCUGAAGGAUGAAGAGCUGAUGGAUUUUCAGAUUUUAUUGGCAAUUUUAGAGGGUUAAAAAGUAGUGGGAAGUUAUGAUACAAGUUGGAAGUUGGAAGCUUCAGGCUUGGUUUCUGUAAAUCUUUGUUCAAGCAUCUGGUCGCCUCUUCUCCCAUGGAUUCAAAUCUGUACAAAGCUUUGUGGAAAUCAAAUUGUCCAAGAACAAUUAGUACCAUAUUUUGGGUUAUGAUCUAUGGAUCUCUUAAUUGCUCAAAGUGCCUUCAAAAUCUCCUUGUUGUGAUUGUUUUCUUCGCUUGAUCAGUUUCAAGAAGCAAGUUAUUGGAGGCCGCUGUUUUUAGGGUGGCUUUGUCAACAUGUUGUCAUAGUUGGAGGUUGAUUUUUUCAGAUUUUGUUUGCCCCUCCUCAAGCUCUUGGCGACCUUUUCUAUUUGGAUUCAUCUGGUUGUAAGACCUUGUGGUUGUCCAAUUCUCAAGUCGGUUUGUUCCUCUCUUGUGGCUCGGGUUUUUGGAUUGUUGGUUAUUCAGUGGUGUUUGGAAUUUUCGUUCAAAGUGCCAAUUUGUUCUAUCUUGGGAUAUAUUUGUUUGUAUUUGUGUUAAUUUUCUGGUCAAGUCCAACUCUGGAUUAUUUGUGGUUGUAUUUGCUUUAUCUUCUUGUUUUGCUUAUUUUGUCUCAUUGUACUUCGAGCAUUAGCCUUUUUUCAUUUCUUCAAUGAAAAACUAUUUCCAUUUAAAAAAUAAUAAUAAUGUUGAUGUGUAUGAAGAAUGGGGAGAUUGAGGGGUCAACAUACUCUAUGUUCAGGUAAGGAAAAGUCUUUUGUUAAUCUUAAUGGGUUUUUGUUUUUGUUUUUUUUUUUUUCUUUUCAAAGUGAUUUUUGGCUUUAAGAUUAACUGGGUAAGAGCUCAAUUAUUGGCUUAAAUUUCUACCCCUCCAAGUUAAGCUCAUGGGCUUCUUUGGGGGGUUGUAAGGUGUAUCAGCUCCUUGGGUGGUAAUCGGAAGAGUUAGGCCUUUUGGAUCUUGUGGUGGAAAAGAUUAACAAAUGAUUCUCUAUUUGGACAAAUGUUUCUUUUCUAAUGAGGAAAGACUCACUUUUAUUCGGAUGAUGUUGAGUAGUGUCCCAAUUUAUUUCAUGCCUCUUUAAAAUUUCCAUUUGGGGUGGACGAGAAAAUUUUGAGUUAUGAGAAUUAUUUUUGGGAGUGGAAGGACGAGGGAGGGACAAUUGGAUAAGUGGGAGGUGGUGUUGAAGCCUAUAGAUUUAGUUGGUCUAGGUAUUGGAAGUCUUACAUAAUAACACCUUCUUGGUAAAGUAAUUGUGGCGCUUCUUUAUGGAGCUGGGUGAUAGUGACUAGUGAGUAGAUAUGACAUUCAUCCUUUUGAGUGGGGUGCAAGUGAUGAUUUGAGAGGCCUUUGCGAAACCCUCUAGAAAAGCUAUCUCAUAUGCUCUCUCUCUCUCUCUCUCUCUCUCUCUCUCUCUCCCCACCCCCCUUUUCUUUUUCCUUUUUAGCUAAUCAUUUGCUCUGCUGAGAAGGUUUAUUUUUGGAAGAAUCAGUAGGUAGGGGAUGAGGCUCUUUGUGUUUUGUUUUUGAGGUUAUAUCAUCUUUUGUAUAAGAGCUUGCAUCAUGUGGCCUUGGUGUUGCCUUUCCGAACCCUUCUUGGAUUUCUCAAGGUUUCAGGGCAUUGGAAGAGGACAAGUCUUUUUCUUUUUUAAGACUAGCAUGUAAUUAUGUGAGAAGGGAUGUUCGAAUUUGGGCCCUUGAUCCUUCGGGUUUUUCUUGCCAUUAUUCUUGUUGCCGCUGUUUUUUCCUCUCUCUACAAGGUUAAAACUCCAAAAAAGGUUAAUGUGCUUGCGUGACAGGUUUUACAUGAGAAUUAAUACACGUGGAUCGCAUACAUUAAUACACGUGGAUCGCAUACACAAGGAGGAUCGGGAUCAUGCCAAUUUGCUCACCACCUUUAGAGCUACUGGUUGAGAGCAUUUGGUGUUUGUUGGGUGUGGAUUAGAGAUGGCAUGGUUUAGUUGAAGUAGGAACUUUUGAUUUCUUGCAUCGAGGAGUAUGGUAAAGUUUUGUGGUGGAGUAGCUUCUUUGCAGUUUUGUGGGGUAAAGAUUGAGAGGAAUAAUAGAAAUUUUGAGAGGUGGAAAGAUUUGGAAGGUGGCUAGGUUUAACGUUCUUAUCAGCAUUGUUCACUAUUUUUUUUGUUUUGUUUAAUUAUGAGUCUUUUUUUUUAAUAAAGAAACAUUUUAUUGAUAAAUGAAAUAAGGGAAGAACCCUAAAACACCUAUAGGUGGGGAUUACUAGAGAGAUUGCCAAUUGGUAACUAAGAAAGAUAAACUAUAGUGUUUGUAAGGGUCCUUUAUUUUGCACCAAGAAAAAGUUGUAAAAAGAACAGAUUCCAAAAACUUAUGAGCUUGGUCUUGUUCGUUUAUAUUGCAUCCCUUUUUCGUGGUUAGGGCUAGGCUCCCUUUUUUGUUGGGGCUUGUGUUUUUUUCCAGUGAAUGCUUUUCAUCUAACGUUUUGAGGCAAACAGUUUACUAAGUUGCGAUAAUUCGAAGGAUUCCCUAGAAAAAUGUAGAGCAAUCUAUCCUCUAAGGUUCUAAAGCACACAUUUCCCUUCUGAUUUUUUAACCACGCUCAGCUCUCUCUUUGGUACGUUAUGCAUGUAAGUUGAAGUUCCAUGCAUCAAAAUACUAAAAUAUCCUUUUGCCUUGCUAUUAAUGAAUUUACUGCUGAUAGGGAUUGAUAUGGGAGCCCUAGUGAAUUGGCCUGCUGCUGAUGUUGU